AUGAUGCGCAAGGUAUUCACGUCCCGGGCCGCGCUGCGCAGCAGCCGCGCGCUGUCUACGAGCGCCCGAAGCCGCGUCAAGAUCAUCGGCUCGGAUGAGGCGUACACGCAGAUCGCUACGGAGGGAACGGGCCGCAAGGCGAUCGUGUACUUCACGGCCAAGUGGUGCCCGCCAUGCAAGAUGAUCGGACCCAUCUACGACGAGCUGAGUGCCAAGUACGAAGGCAUUGACUUCGCCAAGCUGGACGUGGACGAGCUGAACGACACGACCUCCAAGGCUGGCGUCCGCUCGAUGCCUACGUUCUUCUACUUCAUGGAUGGCAAGUUCCAGCAGUCGCUCUCGUUUUCCGGCGCGGACGAGGAGCUUCUGCGCAACAACGUGAAGCAGCUGAACGACCUGUGA
Phytophthora sojae is the source of this 402-nucleotide messenger RNA. RefSeq lists its product as hypothetical. NCBI's taxonomy places the organism in Eukaryota, Oomycota, Peronosporomycetes, Peronosporales, Peronosporaceae. The coding region runs from base 1 to 402 and encodes 133 amino acids. The transcript is spliced from 5 exons. The record is from RefSeq and is a predicted model, not a curated record.